UUAAGCGGAGCGCAUUCCUGCACAGCGCGCACACCGGAGGAGGACGAGCGGCGGCGAGACGCUUCACAGACCGCAGCACCGACACAGGAGCCGGAGCUCAGCCAGAGAAACACCCCCGUCACACCGGAGGCGGAGGAAGCGCGGUGCUGUCGCCUCAACGCAGCGGUUUACAUGCGCAGCUGUCUCGGCUGAGGGCAACGUCGUGUGUUCGCGGACCGUGCCGCUGCGAUGUCGGAGUUCCUGGUGGGUCUGCUCGGGGAGCGGCUCGUCAACAGCGAGAAAGCCGAGGUGGACGUGCACUCGCUGGGCGCCAAGCUGUCCCUGGUCGGGCUCUUCUUCGGAUGCAGCCUGAACGCGCCGUGCAAGCAGUUCAACGGGAGCCUGUGCGAGUUUUACAGCCGGUUCAAGAAGACGUCCGAGCACAAGGACAAACUGGACAUCGUCUUCAUCUCGUCGGACCAGGACCAGAAACACUGGCAGGACUUUUUGCAGGAGAUGCCCUGGCCCGCGUUACCUUUCAAAGACAGACACAAAAAGAUGAAGCUUUGGAACAAGUACAAGGUAACCAGUAUCCCAUCGCUGGUGUUUGUGGAUGCAGCUACGGGGAAGGUGGUGUGUCGAAACGGACUACUGGUGGUCAGAGAUGACCCCAAAGGCCUGGAGUUCCCCUGGGGGCCGAAGCCAUUUGCGGAGGUGGUGGCAGGGCCUCUGCUCAGGAACAACAGGCAGACAACAGACAGCAGCUCUCUUGAGGGACACUACGUGGGAGUGUACUUCUCAGCACACUGGUGUCCGCCAUGCCGCAGCCUGACCCGAGUCUUGGUGGAAACAUAUCGAGCCGUCAAAGAGCUGGGACAGAAGUUUGAGAUUGUGUUUGUGAGCGCUGACAGGUCGGAGGAGUCCUUUAAGCAGUACUUCAGCGAGAUGCCGUGGUUGGCGGUGCCGUAUUCAGAUGAGGCUCGGAGAUCACGACUCAACAGACUCUAUGGGAUACAAGGUAUUCCCACGCUGAUUCUGUUGGACGCAGAAGGUCACAUGAUCACACGACAGGGCCGCGUGGAGGUGCUGAACGACCCGGAGUGCCGGCUCUUUCCCUGGCACCCUCGGCCCGUGCUGGAGCUUAGCGAGUCCAAUGCCGUGCAGCUCCACGAGGGGCCCUGCCUCGUCCUGUUUGUGGAUGCCGAGGAGGAGGGGGAACUGGAGCCAGCCAAGGAGCUGAUUCAACCAAUAGCAGAAAAGCUCAUGGCAAAGUACAAAGCCAAGGAGGAGGAGACGCCGCUUCUGUUCUUUGUGGCUGGAGAGGAUGACAUGAGUGACUCCCUGCGAGACUACACUAACCUCCCUGAGGCAGCACCUCUGCUCACCAUCCUGGACAUGUCGGCCCGCGCCAAGUACGUCCGCGACGUCGAGGAGAUCACGCCAGCCGUGGUGGAGCAAUUUGUCAACGACUUCCUGGCUGAGAAGCUUAAGCCAGAGCCCAUCUGAAGAGGACGUCUGAAUAUAAAUGGGACACACUAUAUUGGGACUCACUCCAUCAUUGAACCCUGACCUGUUGCUACGCCCCCUCACCCCCCCAGCCUCCCACUGUCUCUCUCACCUCCCCUCCUGACUCUGUCAGACUCUUAGAGAGAUGUCUCACUUUUUACUGACAUUUUAACAUUUUUUUUAGACAUGUUCCCUCUUUUCAUGGAGUCCUCUCUUUCUCCUGUGGUGCCUUGCAUUGACUAUAGUCCCUACAGUAAUAUAUAUAUAUGGAGAUUCUGUUGUUUUUGUUCUUUUGGCCUCAAGAAAAGUAUUUGUAUUUUUUUUUUUCACACUGUAGCAUUUCUAGACAAAAACAGAGAAUUACUCAAUGGACCUAUUCUUCAGCUGAUUCUUUGCUUCCUUUUUGUUAUGUCUGCAAGACCCUUGUUACUUUUGGUUUUUGAAUGAAGUUGAGAAAGAAAAAUGCAUUUUUACAGUUGUGAUUCAUAUGUAUACUUAGUGCAAAUGUGCUAAACCUCAGUUGGAUGUAGCCGUAAGCCCUCAUGGCCAUAUUCUAAACAAAGUCUGACAGGUGCACAUAAAGAUCACGUUGCUUGUAACAGAACAUUGACUGAUGUUAUAAAAACCCCUGUGUCCUG
This is a messenger RNA of Paralichthys olivaceus (Japanese flounder), 2123 nucleotides long. RefSeq names its product nucleoredoxin (gene nxn). Gene Ontology annotation, cellular component: nucleus. Gene Ontology annotation, molecular function: thioredoxin-disulfide reductase (NADPH) activity. NCBI's taxonomy places the organism in Eukaryota, Metazoa, Chordata, Actinopteri, Pleuronectiformes, Paralichthyidae. Gene Ontology annotation, biological process: negative regulation of Wnt signaling pathway; negative regulation of protein ubiquitination. The record is from RefSeq and is a predicted model, not a curated record.